Messenger RNA from Myxozyma melibiosi, 965 nucleotides. RefSeq lists its product as uncharacterized. Bases 261 to 878 code for a protein of 205 amino acids. The transcript has a single exon. The record is from RefSeq and is a predicted model, not a curated record. Lineage: Eukaryota; Fungi; Ascomycota; Lipomycetes; Lipomycetales; Lipomycetaceae.
CUAAUUUAUACACAUUCCGCAUAGACCACAGCCUUGGAGAAAACCCUUUUUUCGCUGUCUGACGCUCAAUCCGGGCCAUACAUAAAUCAAAAAUAGUGCCAAUAUCUCCGAUCAGCGCUGUCCAGUUUGGUUCAAAACCAGUAAUCCGUCGUAUAGCAAAACAGAAGAUUGUAAACAAUUUAUUCUUCUUCGGCUUCAACCGUACGAUUGAUGAGAGCCUCUCGGAGCUUAGCUUUCGGUGCCGCUUCGUCUUUGGUUCAAUGACGUAUUCUCCUCUCGCUCGUCCUCACCUCACUCAACCUCUCUUCUCUCUUCCCACCUCUCCUCCUCCUCUAUCUCCUCGGAUUUUCGCAGACUCAACCUCAUCUCGGCUCUUUUUCUCCUAUCUUAUUCCCCAGAUCUUACCCUUCCCUCCCUCGGAUGAUCGUACUCGCAAAUCCGACGAUCAGCUAGCGACCUCAUCUCGCAUCCCGCUCUCCUCCUGUCAUUCUCUCUGUCCAAUACUUUCCCUUUUCGUUCUCUGUUUUUUUGUUCAGAAAAGAUACCAAUCUAUUUCAAAUUCUGUUUAUAUUACCUCUUCAUCUUCGUACCUCUUCUCUGCUUUCGUAUUUCCGGCCGCUUUCUGCGUUUUCUGUUUUCCCGAAUUGCCGUUACCGUCCCAGUCCUCCUCGGCUGUUCGUACUCUUCGUCUCUCUCCAUCUCUCUAUCUUCCCUCUCUCUCUCUCUUUCUCUCUUUCUCUAUGCUUUCUCUCUCGCGCUUCUCUCCACCUCGUCCGUGCGGUUCGGUACUCGUACAUACCCAGCCAUCGCCUUAUACCUCACCUCGCAACCGUACGCUACAUCAUUAUUCCCGACUCGGCUCGUUUACUCUCUCCUAACCACCCCAUAUCCUGCCCGCUCGUAUUCUGCUCUUGUGUACUGCCAUCAUGAUAUCAGUUCACUUUCUGUCCAUAAAUAGCGCCUUG